Messenger RNA from Penicillium odoratum, 1230 nucleotides. RefSeq names its product serine/threonine-protein kinase. The coding region runs from base 1 to 1230 and encodes 409 amino acids. The record is from RefSeq and is a predicted model, not a curated record. Gene Ontology annotation, biological process: intracellular signal transduction; protein phosphorylation. Gene Ontology annotation, molecular function: protein serine/threonine kinase activity; ATP binding. The transcript has 2 exons. NCBI's taxonomy places the organism in Eukaryota, Fungi, Ascomycota, Eurotiomycetes, Eurotiales, Aspergillaceae.
AUGUAUCCGGCCAUGCUUCCCACACCACCACCUUCUCCCACUCUCCGGUGUUACACUCCCGAGGACCGAUUAGGAUUUAUCUUGGCCAACCGUCUUGAACUCACCGGAAUUCUGGGCGUCGGUGCUUAUGGAGUCGUCUAUACUGCCGUGGACAUUCACACCAACGUUUCCUAUGCCGUCAAGGCCUUGAAUAAAUCUGGGCUGGACCCCCGACAAUUGAAAUACCAACAGCGAGAGAUCCGUCUACACCAUCUGGCCAGCCAACACCCCAAUGUGGUCUCCUUAAUUCGAAUUAUGGAUUCCGUGGAUUGCACUUACGUCGUCAUGGAAUACUGCCCGGAAGGUGAUUUGUUCUCUAGUAUCACCGAUAAGGGAAACUUUGUCUCCAAUGACCCCUUGGUCAAGCGCGUAUUCUUGCAAUUGCUGGAUGCCGUACAGUUCUGCCACUCCAUCGGGAUUUACCACCGGGAUCUUAAGCCUGAGAACGUUUUGGUGACGGAUCAAGGCAUGACUGUUAAACUGGCUGACUUCGGCUUGGCCACCACGGAUUACUUCACCACGGAUUUCGGUUGCGGUUCCACUUUCUACAUGUCGCCUGAAUGUCAACAGACCAACCCCCGACCCAUGUCUUGUUACGCCUCCGCAGCCAAUGACGUCUGGAGCCUGGGUGUGAUGCUUGUGAACCUGACCUGCGGUCGCAACCCAUGGAAGCGUGCCUCCCUCGAGGAUUCCACAUUCCGGGCAUACCUCAAGGAUCCAUUCUUCCUCAAGUCCAUCCUGCCCCUAUCCACGGAGAUGGUCUGUAUUCUCAGCCGCGUAUUUGAGCGCGACCCUGCCAAGAGGAUCACCAUCCCGGAACUGCGCCAACUGAUCGUGGAUUGCCCCCGAUUUACCGAACAACCCCCUGUGACCUCCUGGGUGCCGGACCAGAUUCCGCAGGCCGACUACUUGGUCCAGCCCCAGAUGCCCUUCGUUCCCGUGGAGCCCUUGCAUGCCCAACAAUCUGGAUCGUCGUCGGACUCGUCACACUAUUCUGAUUUCUCCGACUCGGCCAUCUCCGAUACCUCGGCCUUGACUGAGGACUAUGGUGACUACGAUUACAACUACAUGUCGCCCAUGGCCUCGGAACAGGUGCAAGUACCGGACUGCAAGGUUGUCUUUCCCCACCCCAUCUGCGUGGACCAUGGCAUGCCAGAUAACUUCACGGGAGCGCCCAUUCUGGUCUGUUAA